UAUGUUGGCCAUUUGUGUGAAUUAAAGAUACAACUCAUCCAGUCACUCUGCAAUCACUAAUGCCAAUGCGGGUCAGUUUUCAAAAAUAGAUUUUGAUAAAUCCUGAUAUUUCUUAAAAAAAAUAUUAUUAAUAUUACACGUAUAAAUCUGACCAACAUAGCAAUUUGACCUAAAUUAAAGGUCUUUCGAUCGAAGUUUGUUGGAUAAUUGCAAUUGUCCCGAAAUUAUUUUAAUUGGCAAAUCAACUCCUCAUACCUCUGCCAAACUAAUUAAUCGUGAUACUUAGUUUGUAACAUGAUGUAACAUAAUGUUUCCGUUAAUUAAUUGUAAUUACAAUCAAAACGGAUAAUUGCGCAAUAUUCAAAUGUGUGUCUUAUUUUCCCAUAUAUGUUAAAUAAAUACAAUUCAGAUUGAAAUAAACAUUUACAAAACCGCAAUAUUAUAUAACAAUAAAAUAAGAGCGAAACAACCCACUUGUAAGGGCGAAACGACUAAGGGUGACAUAGGGCGAACAGGUUUUAGGGCGAAACGACCCGAUACCAAAUUAAAACAAGAAAUUACACAAAUAGUUUACAAAAUUACGCUGCUAUAUCAGUUGAACUGUUCAAUUAACUUAUUUUUGUUGCUACCCUUUUCUUUAAUGUUACAGUAAAACCAAGAUAAAUGUGAUCCAGAUCUCCACAAAAUCAAACAAUGUUGUCCAAUUUCAUCCACUAAUGAUAACUAACUUUAAAUAAUAAUGGUCGGUAGGUAUUUGAUUUAAGCGGAAUUUUUAAUGUUUCAGCUUUGUUUGUAUCUUCAUGUUUAGUUUUUUUUCCCCAAAACCUAGCCCACUCCGGAACGAGUCUAUGACAAAACAUUACCUACGGAUAAAACCUUGGAACUGAUGUACCGGUAUAAGGAAUUACAACUAUAUAUGAACCAUAACAUUUUUGCUGGAAUUCUAGUAUCAUCCUUCACAUUGCUUCAGUGUUUAUUUGAAUAAAGAACCUGUGGACCUUGUUAAGCUCGAUUGGUAAUUGUCGGCUCGGGAACUACUUAAAUGUACACCGGGUACAAAAAAAAAUUAGCCGACAACGACCGAUUUAGCGUUAGAAUUCCCGCGUACGUUUUAGUAUUUUUCCGUAUCCGGGGUACAUUUAAGUAUACUUAAGAGUUCCCGGGGUACAUUUAAGUAGUACCCGAGCGAUAAUGACCAAUCGAGCCCUUGUUAAUAUAAGCUUAGUCUAAACGUAGAAACAUCAGCCGAUUCGUUACACCGAUAGUGAAAUAAAACGAAAAUAAACAUUUGUUUAAUGUGUUUAUGCUGUCAACUUUUGUAAAUAUAUUUCUAUAACGGUCGUAAAUAACCAAAGCUUAUCUGAUUUUUUUUUAUUCGCAAACCGAGAUCUCGUGUAACCUCUGCUGCACCAUACAAGUUUACGGUUCUGUGGUGCCAGAGUCCACAUACAAUUGGGUUUAUUAUUGUGAUAAAUUUGGAAUAACUGGCGUUACAGAGUAAUCCAAUCACGUUCUUAAAGGUUUACAAUGGAGUUACGAGAAAAACUAUCGAAACAAUUAGAAGGCUUUCCCUCAUUAAAGAAACACGAGAGUGACAUAAGGAAAAUAGUGAAAACUUCUUCAGACAUUGAACAUGCUAUUAGAAAAGAAUUAGACGUUUUUCUUUACGAAGAUUCACCAAGAUCUAAACUGGAAGAGAUAAGAGCGUAUGACAUGUUAUCCUUUAUGUAUAACAUAUACGGUGACGAAGAAAACACGAAGAAAUACAUCGAGAAGGCACUCGAUAUUGACCCAUCAAACAUUAUUACUCUCACGUGCAAAGCGCAUUUCUUUCUUGAUAAAGAAGAGCGGCUUAUUGAAGUGAAAGACAUUAUUCAUGAAGUAAAUACUGCAAUGGAGAAACAAUACCGUGUUAUACAGGCUGAUGCCGAGAUUGCGUAUGCCUUCUCUCGUUGUGGAAUGAAGAUGUAUUCAAAAGCAAUUGCCCGUUUUGAAAGCGUUAUUGAGAAUGCUUCUCGAAUUACUGACGCCAAUCAACCGCUUGAAUGGACAACACAUGUAUGUAUUUGGACGUUUGGUCUUGCUCUCACAAAGAGAAGACUCCUGCACCCUUGCAACACGAUCGAUCCGGUCGAGAUGAGCGAAUAUUUGAAAGCACAUGGGUCAGUUAUUGAUUUACUUAAAGAUGUGACAAACAUAUCUAUUAAAACUGCAACUGGUAUAAAUAAGGUAAUACAAUUGUAUCGCGCCAGGGCAUUAGUAGAAAUAGGUGUUUUGGUGGACUCCGUGCAAAGAAACAAAAAGGUGUUUCGGAGAGGUUUGAGCGAUAUAAUCCCCGAUUGUGACACUGAUACAUCUGCACGGCAUUAUAUAGAUGCAGCGCGUGCAAUAUGCAACAACGAUGUAUUCGUACUACAAAAAUGUGGAAAAAUGUAUAGAUACAUUCAAGAAAUAGAUUUAUCAAUUGAGUUGUUACAGAAAGCCGUUGCUAUCAAACCGAGCUCGUUUGGUCUUCAUCAUUUGGCUUUAUCUCUGAAACGGUGUUUAGAAAUGAAAAGUCCAGAAUGGAAUCAUAGAAGAGGACGCGGCAGGGGAAGGCAUGUACGACAGUUGCAUUACGGAAAUAGCCGGGAACGAGAUACUUAUACAGCUGAACCUUGUCAGCAAGAGCCCAAAAUCAAUCGAUCUGUAUCUCGUGGUAGCGGUAACGAAGACUCAGGAUUUGUCUCAAUGAGCUUUUUGCCUCAUCAACAUGAACGUAGACUCCAACAGCAGUCGCAAUUCUCGGAUGCUCAACAGCUAGAAGAACAGCUGGAUAGUCUAAAACUAGAACCAAGUAAAUUGUGUGCUGCUACCGAAGUAUCAUGCACUAAAAUAAAAAGUCCAGAAUGGAAUCAUAGUAGAGGACGCGGCAGGGGAAGGCAUGAACGACAGUUACAUGACGGGCAUAGCCGGAAACGAGAUACUUAUACAGCUGGACCUUGUCGACAAGAACCUCAAAUCAAUCGGUCUGUAUCUCUUGGUAGCGGUAACGAAGACUCAGGAUUUGCCUCAAUGAGCCUUUUGCAUCAUCAAAAUGAACGUAGACUCCAACAGCAGUCGCAAUACUCGGAUGCUCAACAGCUAGAAGAACAACCGGAUAGUCUUAAACUUGAACCAAGUAAAUUGUGUGCUGCUACCGGAGUAUCAUGCACUGAAAGUCAAGUUAAUACAGUUUCACACACGCUGACCGGCUUACAAAAAAGCUCAUCAAACGAACGCUUCUAUUCUUCCAGUAACAGGCGAGGAAGAGGUCGCCACGGUAGGCGUGUGCGUCAGCCAUUUAGAAGGUGCAUCAGCGAGUUACCGAGGAACAGGUCAUUCGAAAAUAUGAUUAAAAGUCCAAAAAAGGUCAUGUUAAUUGAUACAAAUCUUGAUUCUAAAAAGACGAUCGACGCAGUUCUUGAUAACCUGGAUAAAGCGAUUGAACUGAAUAAUACAGCUGCUCUAUACGACAAAGGACUAUUUCUUCGUCAAAUCAAAGAUUCUGAUCAAGCGUAUGAUAUAUUUAAGAAAGUCAUCAAAGAUGAGCGAUGCUCUCUGGUCCUUUUGGCUAAUUCAUACGAACAGGCUGCUUAUUGCAUUUUAGACAAGAACAACAAGUCCGAAGAGUUUCAAAUGCAAUAUUAUUUGAAGCGGUCUGUAGAAGUUUCUUGCAAUCUCGUUGCCAAGAUUCCGUUUUUGAAAAAUUGCUGGCAAGCUGCUCCGACUCUUCUAGAUUUUCUAAAUCGCAAAGCGAAAACUACAGAAACACUGCGAAAUCUUGGUUUUCUUUACGAUAAGAUGGAAAAUUUCCAAAAUGCAAUUGACGUCUAUGAGGAAUUGUUGCAAAAGCUUGAAGAAACAGGUGAGAAAAUUGAAAUUUUGACCGAAAUGAUAAAAACAUUUAUCAGUUUGGGAAGAUAUGACGAUGCCGUCCUUGCUUUUGAUACAAUCAUGUGCUUGCCGGAUGGACGCGCACAAAUUGACGAGGACUUGUAUAUAGAUGUGCAUAUCGAAGGCGGACUACAAUCUUUAAUAAAAGAAGAACAUGCUAUGGCACAACUCAGGCUUAAAAAUGCUAUACAGUUCAAUGCAAACACAAAUGAGGACAGUGAAGAAACAGAAGAGGCAAGACAUGACGAAAACGAUGUCAUUGGGCAGAAGUUUGACAUUUAUAUUUUAUGUGACGAUGAAAAAGCUGAAGAAAAAUUCAUGAAUCUUUUUGCGAAUUUGAAGACCCUUGGUCUUUCGGUUACAUUGAAUGAAAUAGAUGUUCCGCCAGGUCAAACCACAAUGGAAGGCAUUUCAUAUGCGAUGGAGGCUUCUCACCAUUUUAUAAUAGCUUUGGAAGCAAAACCGACUAGGACGUUUCAACACAGGGUGGCGAUGAUAAAUCAGAUACUGCAUGAGCGAAAACAUGGCAACAUGAUUAUUCUAGCGCCUCCAAACUUCGAACUUCCAAAAUGGUUAUAUGGCUCUAAAGUGAUAAACAGCGAUGUGGAGUUUGAUAAGGACGCAGAUGUUCAGAGAAUUUUAAACAACGCAUCUUUGCGUUAUAAACUGAAGGAGAUCAUUUCAACACUUUCGAGACAUCGAGAAGCUUCUUAAUUCAGAGGAAUGUAUGCAGCAUAUUAACUUAUCGGAAAAGAAAAUAUUAAACACAAUUCUAUUUCAUAAAUGGCAAGUUUUUUGUUAGCCUAAUUCCUUUUGUCAAUUUGGAGCACUUUUUGGGAUAUUUGAGUCUAUCAGAAAAAAUGACUGACACGGAAAACUAUCAUGAAUAUUUACAAUAUGAAAGCUACUUAAGUGGUAAUCGUAAUAGCUAUCUCAAAACGUUUGUGGUUAUUGUAAAGCAGUUCUAUGCCAACAUACACUCGAUUAAGUUUGUGUAUGAAGUAUAUAUAGUAUAUCAUGAAUCAUCCACUCACAAUCGCCCCUUGUUAAAUUAUCCCCCCCCCCCUUCGAAGAAGAGGGGGUACAUUGUUUUGCACAUGUCGGUCGGUCCGUCCACCAAAUGGUUUCCGGAUGAUAACUCAAGAAAGCUUAGGCCUAGGAUCAUGAAACUUCAUAGGUACAUUGAUCAUGACUGGCAGAUGACCCCUAUUGAUUUUCAGGCCAUUAGGUAAAAGGUCAAGGUCACAGUGACUCAAAACAGUAAAAUGGUUUCCAGAUGAUAACUCAAGAACGCUUAGGCCUAGGAUCAUGAAACUUCAGGUCGAAGAUCAAGGUCACAGUGACAAAAAACGGAUUAACACAAUGGCUGCCACUACAACUGACAGCCCAUUUGGGUGGCAUGCGUGUACAACAAACAGCCCUUGUUUUAUUUAUUAUUUCUAUUAAUAAUUUUAUUUUAGUCAGUCAACAGAAAUAGUUUCUGAACCUUGACAGGAGUUUGUGAAGUAAAUUAUUGUCUGCUUAAUCCAUGAACUGUUGCGAUUAUAUUUACUUUUGUCUCCAACAUUGAAAUUACCAUGUUUAUGUAAAGAAUAGUUUAAAUCUAGCAUGUUUCAUGUCAUCUGGAUCAACAUUUUCAGUUAUAGACGAAACGGUAUGGUCUAUAGGAGCAAUUGUUUGUCUAAAUGACACAAAUAUCUCUUACUUAUGAUAAAAUUGUUGUUAAGAUUUCUGUGUACUAUUUAAACAUUUCCGGUAACUGUCGACUAAGUCCGGCCUAUUGUUUAGAACCAAUAUCUGGGGACAUCUCAAAGUGUGGUUUUUCUAUCAAGAUACCGUUAAUAUUGGUAUAAAUGAUAAUUUACCCAUAUUGAGUGUGUAAAGAGGUAUUCAUUCUGAAUUGUGUUUGAAAUGUUUAUGUAUUUCAAUUUUUAAUUAAAUUACAUAUUAUUUUCAUCGUAAAAUUGUGUACUGAGUAUUAGUUAUUUCAGUCCAUCAAUUGCUAUGAAGUGGAAUCGUUAAACAUUAAGAUUGUUAUUAAGUCUAUAAAUCAUACACAUGCGUGAUAAUGCACGACUUGCAACAAUACUCUUGAAGACUUUUCUAACGCAACAAUGUUCAAACUUGAAUAUCUCAGUAAUGAGUUAAGAUUUUGAUUUAAAAAAGCACACGUGAUCAUUUGACUACAAUGUGUGCAAGAUUACGAUAAAUUCAUUUAUCCUUGAAAAUCGGGCGCUUUUGCACGUGGGGGAGGUGUAGUUUCAUCUUUUUACACGUGAAAAUGACGAAACGCGAUAUGAUUCUUAUUUUAUUUCAAUUUCUUCAUUUUAGGUAGGUUGAUACACCAAGAAAACAUACAAUUUAAAAAUCAACACGUCUCGUAUACAAUUUCAGGAGCGCAACAGCGCCAUCGCCAUGUUGCAGGCUCCCUUCCCCAAUUUCUGAAGCAUCCGAUCGUCACGGAUGAAUGAUUUUAUCGUUUGCUUGCACAUACUGUAGUCAAAUGAUCACCUGUACAAUUUUCAAUCAAAGUAUUUACUCAUUACUGAGAUAUUUAUGUUUGAAAAAUGGUGUGUUCAAAAAGUCAUCAAGUGUAGUACAACAAUAUAUAAUUCCAAUUUAAUUUUUCAAUUUCAUCAUUCUAGGUGGGCUUUUACACCAGGAAAACACCAUUAAUUAGAAAACAAUAUGACUCGUAUAAAUAUUCAUGAGCGAAAUGUUGCAAGCCGGUCGGUCAUUAAGACGUAAAAGUUAAUGCGUUUUACUUUUCACAUUAUUAUUUGACGAUGUACGAGUUUGAGAAUUUUACGUUUUUAUUGACUUCUUUUUAAUUUUUAAUGUUUGAUAUUUUAAUGUUGAUCAAUUUCAAUUAAAUUUACAUGAAGCCUAGGAUAUGUUCUGACUUAGUCUGAGUCUAAAUUUCAACAAAAUCCGUUAUCAAAUAAGGGAGCUUUAUUGAUUUCAGUACGUGUUGCGUUAGAAAGUCUCCAAGUGUAAAUUCAAUUGAUAUUAUAAGUCAGUACAAAGCACAGGCGGUUAGCGUGUGGCAAUGAGAUUAAUUAGUAAACACAUAAUUUUGAAUGAAAACAUAAUCAAAUAAAAACGAAAAAUCACAUAUCUGAAAAAAAAUCGCUAUCAACUAUUCAACUCACAAUGACCCCAAAACAGGGUGCAUCGCUUUGAACAGCCAUAACUUCAUCAAUUGUGCAUCGAUUUCCAUUAAAUCGGUCAUAUUCAACGCAGAAAAAAUACAUAUCUUGUAAUAUUUGUACAAAUGAUGGGUCAAAUUUUAAGAAAUAACAAUACACAACUCGCGUGACCUAUUCGUCAUCGAUCAGACCCGAUCCAAGACUGAAAUCUUCACGGAGUUAAGGGCAUUUUCCCUGCAAAUUUCACGGACCUCGGUACCAUAAUUCAAUAAAACGUAUAAGAAACAUUCUUACCGUUCCUGCCGUUACAUAAUGCAUGAAAACCAAUUGUCCAGCGCCGUUCGAAACCUUUGUUUAUAUACAAUUCAACUGGCCGACAUUUUAAACACACGAGUGAUUUCAUUGGUCCAACGCGAAGGUGUGUCUUUACUCCUAAAUAUUUCAUAGUUGAAUACCUUGUUAUAUAUAUAUAUUUGAUAGUGAAUUUGUUUUUCAGAGAAGUUGAUUUUUCGUUAUAAUUUGAUUAUUUUUCAUUCAAAAUGAUGUUUUUACUAAAUAUUAUCAGAGCCACACGAUAAUAACGUGGUACACAAAUUUAUUUUUUGAAAACAGUUUACAUUUUAAUAUCAAAAUAUAUGUUUUACCAAAAAAGGAUGUUACCGUGUAGACAAUGAUAUUUAUAACAAACAUGACACAACAAUAAACUAUAUAAUAUAAUUACCAUAAUUGUAUUAUAAUAUUAUAUGCAGUUAUUCAUUAUAUAAGGCUGUUCACGUGUUUUACUACUAUUAACUAUGAAAGCCCAAAUAAACGGUGUCUUCUUCCAGCGCCCUGCAAUCAUAGCUCUUCAGACAAAUUUCCGCAAAACACAUCUAAGAGAUUUAUUUUCCUGACCUACGGACUGAUUAAAUUUUUCAAUCUACAUAAGCACGUUUAUACAAAAAACAAUUACCAAAUAACUUUUACUUUCUGUAUUGGUGAGACUUAAUAGCUAAUAUUAUAAUAACAGUUUGUAACCAGUUUUUGUUUUUGCUAAAUGGCCAGUCAAAGUGUGAUUGCCCACUUAUUAUGCUUGGUUUUCCUAUACUUCAUAAUAUAUUUUUAAGAUGAUUCAACAUUUUAAUUUUUAUGUUUGAAGGACACUUUAAAUGUAUUGAUACUUAUAUAUUAUUAUUGUACAUUAGUGUGUUUUUGUGAAUAGAUUUCAAUAAAUCGAUACUUUAACACAGAAAGUGGUAAUUUAUUAGACAACGUGUUGCAUGCUUAAGAUGGUAGUAUGUCACUAAGUAGAUUGCAUACUCGCCGCGCCAGAGGCUACAUUAUGUGUAGCACUCCUACCUAUAUUACCUACAAGACUCCAGCUAUCUCGUUGUUACUGAAAGAUUUUCAAUGUUGGUUUAGUACUCUAGCUGUUGUGAGGGAAAUCCGGAGAACCCGGAGGAAACCCCACCUGUCCAGUAUGGUGACAACCAAUCAAACUCGCAUGGUGCUGAGAAGGAUAAUUUCCAUAGGUAUAUUUGAACACCUCAUUAUUGUCUGUCUUUUCUCUAUCAAACGAAUUACUACCAUCACACUCAAAGAACAGCAUAAGACUGCUUUUUCAAUCAGAAUGUGUUGUUUUUUUCACAGACAAAAUUUUCUUGAUGCGACGCCAUCUAAGUUCAAACAUUUGUACCGGAAGUUGUUAGGCAGGCAUUGUUAAUUUAGUC
Messenger RNA from Dreissena polymorpha, 8773 nucleotides. RefSeq lists its product as uncharacterized. The transcript has 2 exons. Lineage: Eukaryota; Metazoa; Mollusca; Bivalvia; Myida; Dreissenidae. Gene Ontology annotation, molecular function: protein binding. The coding region runs from base 1528 to 4629 and encodes 1033 amino acids. The record is from RefSeq and is a predicted model, not a curated record.